This is a messenger RNA of Rhagoletis pomonella (apple maggot), 9415 nucleotides long. It is a transcript of the gene rg, whose product is annotated as neurobeachin. Gene Ontology annotation, biological process: intracellular protein localization. Gene Ontology annotation, cellular component: cytosol; membrane. Bases 16 to 3846 code for a protein of 1276 amino acids. The transcript is spliced from 7 exons. The record is from RefSeq and is a predicted model, not a curated record. NCBI's taxonomy places the organism in Eukaryota, Metazoa, Arthropoda, Insecta, Diptera, Tephritidae. Gene Ontology annotation, molecular function: protein kinase binding.
CGCGACAACAACUACAUGCAUGCAACAACGAAUCAUUACCGCGCACAUCCGGCUACAUACAUACAGAGCGUCGACUCGGAUGUCGGUUCGUUGAACAUGAUUUCAACGGAGAACGAAGUUCCUGAGGUGGAAUCAUCGAGUGAAAUUCUGGCCGAUGACAACAAGCCAACCAACUCGAAUGACGAAAGCUGGACAGAUGUCAAUUUGAAUGAGGAUGCGAGUGUACAGGCGACCGCAGGUGGUUUAUUGUCAGGUGGCAUGUCGGCGGUAGAUGCGAAAAUGCGUAACAUCGACAGCCUGCAGCACCAAGCACACCAGCAACAACAGCAGCAGCAGCAACAACAGGCGCCGACAGGACAUGGCCAACCGCAGGGUGCUCAGCAAAUGCAAGCACAUCACGGCCAUCAGUUGGUGGGUGCGGGCGCUGGCAGCGAACGCGGCGACAAACCCGAUUCGGAAAUAUCGGUAGUACGUGUACCGGACAGUUAUGCAGCUACAUCCGGCGCAUCAGGCGCGGGCGUUGUCACGGCUGCCGGCGGCAAUGUGGGUCAGCGUGGCACACGCUCCGAUGAGCUACAAAUGAAACCACCACUCGUUGGCCAGCUGCCGAUGACAACGCCCUCGCGUGAGGCGAGCCUCACACAGAAGCUUGAGGUGGCUUUGGGUCCGGUUUGUCCGUUGCUGCGCGAAAUAAUGGUUGAUUUUGCGCCAUUCCUCUCAAAGACACUCGUUGGCUCGCAUGGUCAAGAGCUGCUUAUGGAGGGCAAAGGGCUGACGACUUUCAAAAACUCGCACUCCGUUGUCGAGUUGGUGAUGUUGCUGUGUUCGCAGGAAUGGCAGAAUAGCCUGCAGAAACAUGCCGGUCUCGCCUUCAUCGAGUUGAUUAAUGAGGGUCGGUUGUUGUCGCACGCCAUGAAGGAUCACAUUGUGCGUGUCGCCAAUGAAGCUGAAUUCAUAUUGAAUCGUAUGCGUGCAGAUGAUGUGCUCAAGCAUGCCGAUUUCGAGUCGCAAUGUGCCCAAACACUGCUGGAGCGUCGCGAGGAGGAACGCAUGUGCGAUCAUCUAAUAACGGCGGCGCGAAGACGUGACAAUGUGAUUGCUAGUCGCCUCCUCGAAAAGGUACGCAAUAUUAUGUGCAAUAGGCAUGGGGCUUGGGGUGACGCCAGCGGCAGUGUGCAGAAACAAACUUAUUGGAAAUUGGACGCUUGGGAGGAUGAUGCGCGCCGACGCAAACGCAUGGUGCAAAAUCCGCGCGGCUCAUCGCAUCCACAAGCCACACUCAAGGCGGCCAUCGAGAAUGGCGCACCCGAGGAUGCUAUCCUGCAGACGCGUGAUGAAUUUCACACACAGAUUGCAGUAUCACGGGCGCAUCAGUCCGCUCAACAUACGGCCGAUCUUUUGGAUGACGCCGAGCUGUUGAUCGAAGAUCGUGAGCUGGAUCUGGACUUGACGGGCCCAGUGAACAUCAGCACCAAAGCGAAACUGAUAGCGCCCGGCGUGGUCGCACCCGGUACAGUGUCCAUCACGAGCACUGAAAUGUUCUUUGAAGUUGACGAAGAUCAUGCUGAGUUCCAGAAAAUCGAGCCAGAGGUGCUAAAGUACUGCGAUCACUUGCACGGCAAGUGGUACUUUUCCGAAGUGCGCGCCAUCUUCUCACGUCGCUACUUGCUGCAAAAUGUAGCUUUGGAGAUUUUCUUGGCCAGUCGCACCUCUAUUCUCUUCGCUUUCCCCGACCAACAUACUGUGAAAAAAGUGAUCAAGGCUUUGCCGCGCGUUGGCGUCGGCAUUAAAUAUGGUAUCCCCCAAACUCGCCGUGCUUCGAUGAUGUCUCCGCGCCAACUGAUGCGAAACUCCAACAUGACACAGAAGUGGCAACGACGCGAAAUUUCCAAUUUCGAGUACUUAAUGUUCCUUAAUACAAUAGCGGGACGCACCUACAAUGACCUCAACCAGUACCCGGUUUUCCCAUGGGUACUUACCAACUACGACACAAAGGAGCUGGACCUCAGUUUGCCUUCAAACUACCGCGAUCUGUCGAAGCCGAUAGGUGCAUUAAAUCCCUCACGACGCGCCUACUUCGAGGAACGCUACGAAAGCUGGGAAAGUGACACAAUACCGCCAUUCCAUUACGGCACACACUACUCAACGUCCAGCUUCACGCUCAAUUGGUUGGUGCGCGUUGAGCCAUUCACCACCAUGUUCUUGGCAUUGCAGGGAGGAAAGUUCGAUUAUCCUGACCGUCUUUUCUCUUCCAUUUCACUUUCAUGGAAGAACUGCCAACGCGACACAUCCGACGUCAAAGAGCUCAUACCCGAAUGGUAUUUCCUGCCAGAAAUGUUCUACAACUCAUCUGGCUAUCGCCUGGGGCAUCGCGAAGACGGCACUCUCGUCAACGAUGUCGAACUGCCGCCCUGGUCUAAGAGUCCCGAAGAAUUUGUGCGCAUCAAUCGUAUGGCCUUGGAAUCAGAAUUCGUCUCCUGCCAGCUGCACCAAUGGAUUGAUUUGAUUUUCGGCUAUAAGCAACGUGGCCCCGAAGCAAUACGCGCAACCAAUGUCUUCUACUAUCUGACCUAUGAGGGUAGUGUUGACUUGGAUGCGAUAAACGAUCCCGUUAUGCGUGAAGCAGUGGAAAAUCAAAUUCGCAACUUCGGCCAGACACCCAGUCAGCUGCUGAUGGAACCGCAUCCGCCACGCAGUUCGGCAAUGCACCUAUCGCCAAUGAUGUUCAGCGCCAUGCCCGAUGAUCUCUGCAUGUCGCUGAAAUUCUAUCAGAACUCGCCAAUUAUACACAUUUCAGCCAACACCUAUCCACAACUGUCGCUGCCGUCGGUAGUGACUGUGACGGCAGGUCAUCAGUUCGCCGUGAAUCGCUGGAAUUGCAACUACACCGCAUCCGUCCAGAGUCCCAGCUAUGCAGAGUCGCCACAAUCACCUGGCUCCAAUCUGCCGUUGACCAUCGAUCCAGUUUUAUCUGCACAAAAUACAGGCCACAACAACCCAAUGAAUCGUCGUCAUUUAGGUGACAAUUUCAGUCAGAUGUUGAAAAUUCGCUCCAACUGUUUUGUGACAACUGUAGACAGCCGUUUUCUGAUUGCUUGCGGUUUUUGGGACAACAGUUUCCGUGUGUUCGCCACUGAAACUGCGAAAAUCGUGCAAAUAGUAUUCGGCCAUUUCGGUGUCGUCACCUGUUUGGCCCGCUCAGAGUGCAAUAUCACCUCCGAUUGCUAUAUCGCAUCGGGUUCGGCAGACUGCACGGUGCUGCUGUGGCACUGGAAUGCGCGCACCCAGAGCAUUGUCGGUGAGGGUGAUGUGCCAACGCCGCGCGCUACGCUGACGGGACAUGAACAAGCUGUGACUUCGGUUGUGAUUAGCGCUGAGCUGGGCUUAGUCGUCUCAGGAUCGACAAACGGUCCCGUUCUGAUUCAUACCACAUUUGGUGAUCUUCUGCGUUCGCUUGAUCCGCCCAUGGAUUUCUAUUCGCCCGAGUUGAUAGCCAUGUCGCGCGAGGGUUUCAUUGUUGUCAAUUACGAUAAGGGCAAUGUGGCUGCGUAUACCAUCAAUGGCAAGAAGCUACGCCACGAAACGCACAAUGAUAACUUGCAGUGCAUGCUGCUAUCGCGUGAUGGUGAAUAUCUGAUGACAGCUGGUGACCGCGGCAUAGUGGAAGUUUGGCGCACUUUCAACUUGGCGCCUUUGUAUGCCUUCCCUGCAUGUAAUGCGGCCAUCCGUUCGUUGGCGUUGACACACGAUCAAAAAUACCUCCUUGCUGGACUGUCCACCGGCUCCAUCAUUGUAUUUCACAUUGAUUUCAAUCGCUGGCAUCACGAGUACCAGCAGCGAUACUAAACGCCGAGAGAACACGAAAUUAUAAUUCUCAAAUGCUUUCAAAAACGAUGACGCAAAUUAACUUAGAUAGUAGAUUUGCAAACCUCAAAAAAAGAAGCGUAGACAGCUACUUCAAACAUAUAUGGGUGACGGAUGUUGUACCGGCAACAAUUGUGGAUAAAAUAAGGCCAAAUUGCAAACAAGCAGGACUUAAAAAAUGUUUAACAAGUUAGUUUAAAGAAAAUGAGUAAUUAAAAAAAACAAAAUGCAAGUAAGCCAUUUAUUCAAUGACAAAAUGCAAAUAUAAUAUAAUAAAUUAAUAAAAUAGUAUUAUUAUUGGCUUUGAGUUUUAAACCGAAUAGCGGCGAUACGCAGUUUUUAAACUAAUCAUUAAUUCUUUCAUUUUUACUAUUCGAUUUUAUUAGGCUAGGAGAAAAUUAUAAUUUGGUUUGUUGCAAAUUUUUUUACUUAGAAUAAAGCAGUCGAUAGAUACAUACUUGAAAUACAUACAUACAUACAUAGUAACGUAUGUAGUAAUAGUGGGUUAGACCAAUGCAUACAGUGCUACGAUUAGUUGAACGCAAUGAUGAAGAAAAAAAUAAAUAAAAAAAUAAAAAGUAAUAUUUAAUAAUUCAAGAAUUCAAGAAUUAAAAGUUGCGCUGAAAUUUCUUAACUUAGUACUUAAUAGGGUAAAUAAGUAUUUUUUUUUUUUAAAUUAACGCCGAUUAAGAUUAAAGAAAAAAAAAUGCGUAAAAGUUAAAUAGUUUUAGUGACUCAGAGAACAGUAAUUGCAUAAUUAAUAUCCAAAACAAAGAAGUAACUAAGCGGCCAAAAGUGAAAACGAAACGUACUUAAAAUAGUGGUUUUUCUUAAAGCAAAUACAAAAUUAUAUAUACGCAUACACAUACAUAAUUAACUAAAGUCAAAGCCAGGCGCAUACGAACAUAUUUGAAACACUUAGCCGCACGGAGAUCAGCAGUUGAAAGUAUUCCACAAAAAAAAAAAAACAAAAGCGCAUAGAAAUAUUAGAAGUGUGUUAAGCAGUAGAAUUCAGAAUUUGUAAGCAGAUUUUCAUUAGUUAUUGCGCCAAAGUUAUAAAAAAUUUAGAAACCAAAGCAGCUAGAUAAAAGAUAGCUUUUACAUGCAGUAAAAUUUGCGUUUGCCCAGUAGAACGAAGUGCUGAAAAAAAGUCACAGUUCAGAACUCGAAAAAAAACAAAAAAAAAAAAGCGUACAAUGAAAAUAAAGUAAAGUUUGAAAAGAAAAUUACUAAGUUUAAAAAGCACGAGAAAACGUGCGAAUAUUACAAUCCUUGCUUAUGUGCAGUGCUGUUUUUCUUUUUUUUUUGUUAAGGAUUGAGUUUACACACGCGCACACCCACAUGCAUAGCUACUUAGAUUUGUAAGUCACUCUCUAGGUUACUUGGCACCUAAGUUGACGUACUUAUGUGUAUGUUUGUCUCCUGUUUCUGUAUAUUUAUGUAAGUACAUAUGUGUGGUAUAAACGUGUAAAUUGUUCGUUUUGCUUUGCGGCAAAGUGAAGCUGCAACCAACAACAAAAAAAAACGGCAACUUAUUAAUCUGUAUGUACCCUGUACAGUCCAUUAUGUGUAUGAUGUCUGUAUUAGAUCUAUAUAUGUAUGUAUGUAUAUACUUAUAUGUGUGUACAUACAUGUACAUAUGUAUGGAUGUGUCUCUGAAAUGUUUCAAACAAGCGAAGUUUAAUAAAAUUUUAUUGCGUCCAAUUAAGAGAGAAAAAAAACACGAAUUAAUGAAAAUGUUUAUAUUCACGUCACAGACAAACAAACAAAAACACACACACACACACACACGAAUGCAAUAAAUAUCAACAGCCAACAGAUUUUCGUCCAAAACUUUAAACUAAUUUGUAUGUUUGUUCGUGCGUAAAUUCAUAUGUCUGUAUGUACUCGUGUGGCCAUUGUUUUAGCGUUGCAGGCUUGUAUUGUACUAGCAAAAUUUGUUUUUGUAGCUAAACCAUCUGUCUAGUGGACUAAAAACAACAAAUAAAGUAUUUUGCGAUGCUAGUUCAAAAAUUUAUUUUUAUUUACUUUUUCAAAAAAAAAAAAAAACUAUUGGCAAUGGCUGUUUACUAGGUUUCCUGAAUCCAUCCACUUAAACUAGAUUUUUAGAUUUAGAUUUUUUAAAUUUAUUUAUUUUCAAAAAAAUUUUUUAAAUAUAUUUAGUCAAAUUUAAAAUUUGCCGGUUAUGACUUUGAGUGAUGUCUAUUUGGAUAAACGAAACAGUACACAACACGAAAUGGGCAGAAAAGUGCUGAAAUGCGCAAUUUGCGUCGCGAGUUGAGCAUUCAAUGUAGUAAGUUGUGCAAAUGCAUGGAAAAUUAAGGAGCGAAUAGCUAUCUAACUAGUUUGUAAACGAUUGUUUUUGAUCUAUAAAAACAUGUGUUAAUGUUGUUUCAGUCUCUUAAUUGUGCUAAUAAGUUUACAAAAAAAAAGUUAAAAAAAAAAUUUAAGACAACGCAAAUUAGAUACGUCCUAAACAUUCAAGUAAAUCUGUCCACCAACUUGCGUACAUCUAUUCGUUAAGCAUUUUAUUAUCUCUGCUACAUUAAUUUACAUAUGUAAAUGCAUUCGUAUAUGUAUGUAUAUAUAAUUGUAUGUAUCAUACAUUUAGCUUAAGGCUCAUAAAAAAAAAAUUGCAAAAAAAAUAUUAAUAAAAACGUACUUGCGGCAUUUCUUUUUGUAAAUACAACUAUGUUACUGCUUUAUAGUGGAUUAUAGUAAGUAAGGCAAGUUUAAACUAAAGAAAAACAAGUAUGCAAACAGUAAAUCUAAGAAAAUUAAAAAAAAAAAACAUAAUAAUAAUAAUUAAGGUUUUAUGCACAUUUUGCAUGUGGUGGUGGUAUUGGUUUUAAUUUAAACCAAAACAAAAAAAAAACACAAAAAACAACGGAUUGCAACAAUAUUCAAAAAAAAUUAUCAAAAAAUAAAAACGUAAAUUACUAGCUAUGCGUUCUGUUUAUGGCAGUUUGUAAAAAAAAGCUUAACAUUUUAAAAACAAUUAAGCAUUGAUACAUUAAUUAUUAACUUAACUGCUUGUAAAACGAUCCAAAUUUAAAAAUGAACAUAAUUUAUUGCAAACCAAAUUCCACAUACAACAACAUACAUACAUACAUAUAGCGCAUGAAACGCAGUAGUUAUGUAAAUACUUGCAGCCGCGCGGAGAUUAGUGGCUAAUUCAAAAUCAACAGCGCCAAAUACACACACACACACAAAAAUAUGAAAUCAAUUAAAUAAAUUAAAAUGAUUAUAAAUUAUAUCUAGUAAUUGAUAAAAAAAACAGUAAGCCACAAUAAAAAAUAACUCAAGCAUAGAUAAUUUUCAAUUAGUUUUGUGACAUUUUUCCCUCCUUUUGCCCCACAAAAUGAAGCAAGUAAAUAUUAGGCUUAAAUAAAUACAAAUUUAAAUAAAUACAACUUCAAGUUAAAUAAAAAACGCAUAAAUAAAGUUUUAGCGAUCACUAAUUACCUAACUACAUACAUACAUAAUAUAGGCAUUAUAAAAAAUUGACAAAACCGGUAAGUGUGCUAUCAAAAUUUUAGGCUAUUUAAGUUAUUCUAUUUGAUAUCUGCAGUGAAAAUUCACCAAACUAACAAAUACAUUUUUAUAAUUUGGCUUUGCUAUGCACAGGUCUUUUCUGAGCUGGUAACAACCUUUUUUUAAUCAGUAAAUCGACGACUGAGUGGAAGAUCCAACUAUCUUGGCGGGUGGUUCGAAAACGCCCUAUCUCGGAAAAUUUGCAAGAACACUCUACUUCAAAAUUUUGUUGAAGAACGCCCUGUUUCGAAUAAUAUAUUCGCAAAACUAUGGGGAAAAUAUAGUAGAACUGCGUUUUUAAGUUUUUCAUUCUGACGUCAGGAUUUCUUUAUAAAGAAUUUUCAAAUUUCAAAGAUAUCAUUAAUUCAAAAAAGUUCUGUGGCAAGAAAAAAAAACUGUGUAAUAUAGAAUAACAAUGUGAAAAUCCAAUAAAAGAGUGAAUUCUGUAGAAUUAAAAAAGAUUAGAUUUUUUGCUGCAGAGGGACGAAAAAAACUUUGUACUUGAAUAUCCCUAAAAAUGUGCAACAUUUAUUUUUGAAAAAAUUAGAUGUUAAGGGCUAACAUGCACGCGACCAUAUCCGAGAAUUUUUUCCUCCUUAGUACAUUAACUUCAAAACGUAAAAUUUAUUAAAAUCGCAUUUUCAAUACCAAUUCCUCCUUGUAAAUCAAAAAACUUAAAUGAUUUUAAAUGUUCUCUUUCAUUUGCGCAGAUUUUUUUUACAAUUUUUACGAAGUAUUUAGAAAACAUCAUAAUAUUUCAUAUUUGCCGAGUUUCCCAUAUCAUUUAGGUGGCUGAUAAAGAUAAGAACAUUUUUUAUCCUACUUGCUUUGAGAUUAUAGCUCCAGCACUUAUCCUAUCUACUUGCUCAGCAAGAGCCGAUGACCGUAAUAAUGGGCGUUAUCCUGAACAUUUUUUUUCUCAAUCUCCUUAAAAGGUCACCAGGCUGCUAUUCGCACCGGCGGCGUAGUCUGAUGUCAUUGCUGUUUAAUUGAUUAACAUUCGAUCUAUUUAAAGGACAGCCGAAGAUCUUAAGUGAUAAAUACACCACACAACCAGUUUGACAAACGUACUUCAAACAUACUUUUUUCCAUUUCGCCAUACACCAUUCAAGCAUGACUCGUUCAAGCAGAGAGGCUUAAUUUUCUUUCGGCUCACAAAGUAAGAAAGCUUGGUAUUCUUCCAUUUUUUUCUCCUACGACCCCACUCAAUGAAAAUAUUUUUGCAAAUGCGACAAUUCUGCCAUACAAACGGUUGCGCCAAAGCUCAAAAUGGCGCUCAGAAAAUCUGAACAUUUCGAUCUUUCUUCAAACAUCCUUCAAAUGGUUUGUCAAACCUUUAAACCGACCCAUACCUAGACUACACAAAAGGCUUGAACUAAAGGGAAAUUUCGGCAUGUUUGUCCAACCGCCCUCAUUGCCUCCCAGUAGUUAGUGAGUUCAGGACCAAGUGUCUUUAACGAGCUUUUGUUUCAUCAUCCUGUUUUAAAGGUUACGGAAGGCUGCUUGGCUAUCUGAAAAAAUAAGUGGAAAGGCGCCUUUCAAAAGCUUUUCAAGGUUUAAUUUUCCACAGAUCAAAAUUAAGGUAACACACUUUCUUUUAAUGCGCUUAGUUUGUUAGCCCAUUUUAAGGUACAUAAACGACAGCCAAUUUAAUUACAUUAAAUAAAUACAAGCUAACCAGUUUAAAAUGGAGUAGCUGCAGCAUUUGAAAUGGGCGAUUGAAUAACAAGCUUGUAAUAUAAUACCAAUUCAUUAUUAAUUAAAUUAAUUAGAACACCAUAUUUUACAAAAUUCAAAUACACACACAACAAACGAAACACGAAUUCAUACAUAUGUAUGUACACAUAUAUUUACACAGAAUCGCAACCAAUCGACAUACAUGGACAUCUUUAAUAAAAAAUAGUACAUAGUUAUUCGCAAAAAAAAAGCGACACCGAACAACCUAAUUGCAAUACGUUAAUAUGCAAAUUAAUUGCUGCAAAACUGCAUGUAAAAUAAAACAGAAUUACAAUUAAAU